Molecule: messenger RNA, 753 nt
Organism: Cordyceps militaris CM01
Lineage: Eukaryota; Fungi; Ascomycota; Sordariomycetes; Hypocreales; Cordycipitaceae
Exons: 3
Coding region: 1-753 (250 amino acids)
Source: RefSeq, a predicted model, not a curated record
AUGCACUUCGUCGCUAGCAUCGUUGCCGUCGGCUCCCUCGCCUCGCUGGCCUCGGCCGGCGUCGGCUUCCAGUUCCCCGAUGCUGUCCCCCUCAACAAGCGCCAGGUCACUGGUCCUGCUUAUGAGUGCCACGCCAACUGCGGCUACGCCAUUCAGGACGCCAAGGAUGGCUACUGCACCGACACCAGGUGGCAGGGUCUCCUCAGCAGCUGCCUUGACUGCGCCCUGACCUACGACAUCUGGAAGUGGUACGGCGAAAAGGUCGGCGCCGCCGCCAAGACGUGCGGUCUCGAUGCCACCCCCAAGCCCUCUGGCGGCAGCGGUGGCGGCUCUUCUUCUCAGCCCGCCCAGACGACUACCGUCGCGUCGACUACUCCGGCCUCGUCUGCCCCGGCUUCGUCUGCGCCCGCCUCGUCCGCCCCGGUCUCGUCCGCCCCGGUCUCGUCCGCCCCGGUCUCGUCCGCCCCGGUCUCGUCUGCCCCGGCUACUUCCGCUCCUGCUUCUAGCCACUCUUCCGCUCCCGGCCAGUCCUCCCAGUCCACCACCGCCCCUCGGACCUCUGCCCAGACCUCCGCCUCUUCCCAGGUGCGCUCUACCUCUGCCGCCACCACGGCCAAGCCGUCCGCCAGCGCUGCUCCCACUUCUAGCCGCAACGCCACCAGCACCCAGGUCCAGGUCGGUGCUGCCGCCUUCCAGCAGCCCGCCAUGCUCGCUGCCGGUGCCGUCGCCCUCGUCGCCGUCAACAUGAUCUAG